Cariama cristata (Red-legged seriema) is the source of this 1202-nucleotide messenger RNA. It is a transcript of the gene SLC25A51, whose product is annotated as solute carrier family 25, member 51. NCBI's taxonomy places the organism in Eukaryota, Metazoa, Chordata, Aves, Cariamiformes, Cariamidae. The annotation marks the transcript as partial. The record is from RefSeq and is a predicted model, not a curated record. The transcript has a single exon.
GGAAGGAAAACUGAGAUAUACUGCCGUGAGAAAAACAGUAUGAUGGAUUCAGAAGGUUCUGCCCCAACGAAUUCAAAGGAAUAUCUAAGCAAUGACAUAACGGCUACCUCUGGUAAACAUUAUCUUUGUGGCUACUGUGCAGCCUUCACGAAUAUAGCAGUCACUUUUCCCAUCCAGAAGGUCCUCUUUCGGCAGCAGUUGUAUGGUUUGAAAACAAAGGAUGCAGUACAUCAGCUGCAGAAGGAUGGGAUUCGAAAUCUCUAUCGUGGCAUCCUUCCUCCGUUAAUGCAGAAAACAACAACACUGGCUCUAAUGUUUGGCUUAUAUGAAGAUUUCUCCUCCCUGCUCCAUAGCCACACAAGUGCUCCUGAACUCCUCACUCGCAGCAUGGCAGCAGUGCUUGCAGGGACCACAGAAGCUGUUCUUACACCUUUUGAGCGAGUUCAGACUUUGCUUCAGGACUACAAACAUCACGAUAAAUUUACAAACACUUACCAGGCUUUCAAGGUACUGAAAGUCUAUGGGCUGAGAGAGUAUUAUCGGGGAUUGGUGCCUAUUCUGCUUCGAAAUGGCCCCAGUAAUGCACUCUUCUUUGGCCUGCGGGGACCUAUCAAACAAUGUCUGCCUGAAGCAACUUCUUACAGCACUCAUUUGGUCAAUGACUUUAUCUGUGGAGGGCUGUUGGGUGCCAUGCUGGGAUUCUUGUUUUUCCCAGUGAAUGUUGUAAAAACUCGCAUGCAAGCUCAAAUUGGUGGUGAAUUUCAGUCCUUCUCAAAAGUUUUUGUGAAGAUCUGGCUGGAACGUGAUAGAAAACUGAUCCACCUUUUCAGAGGAGCCCAUCUGAAUUACCAUCGUUCUGUCCUGUCCUGGGGCAUAAUUAAUGCGACCUAUGAAUUCUUGCUAAAGCUAUUGUGAAAACCACUAUCUUCCUUUGGCUCUUCUGUUCAUUUGGGUAUUGGCACGUAUGAUGUCACUUAAUCCCAGGGAACAGUGCCUGCAGUGUGUGAAAGGUAAUUUAGUCUUGGCCUUCAAUAUUUAUGGAGUGAAUGGUGAUGCAUCUAAGUGUUGGUGCAAUUAAGAUGAACUUUUUGAAGUAUUUAUUUGUUGGCAGGUGAGUUUACCCAUAAUGGAGCUACUAGACAAAUAAGAGGUUUAAAAAAAAAAAAAAGGACUUAUAUUAGUCCAGCGGCUUAUUCUGUAUC